AUGACGUGGACUGUGGGGGUAUCUCAAUUUCAGAGGUGGGCAAGGAAAUGCGUGCCGUCAUCAGGGACUGACACAUUUGUGCUGUUCAGCUCCAUCUGGCAGGCUGACGAUGCUGCCAACAUUCACUCCCAGCCUUACACCAGCAUACAGCGCUUCACAGAUUUGCUCCUCAGGCACACAAUUGCAAAGGGCUGCUUUGAUGCUGCUUCAAAGAGGCACUGCCUGCAGUACUUAAGAGCUCUGAGGACAUUUCAGCUUAACGGUUUCAACACUGUAUUUCAAGUAGAAACAGAUAUUCCAGAAAGUAUUAUAACAGGAGAAAAAAUGGCUGAGGAGGCCAGCCUGUGCUGGCUGGUACGGAUACUUGUUCACACAAGGAGUUACAAACUACUAUUAAGAGGUGAUCUGCCCAUCCAUUAGCAGAAUGGUAUCUUUCAGGAGUUGUGUGAAUCUCUGACCAUGUCCUGUAGGAAGUGAGUAAUGAUGAUGAGGGACAAAAAUCAGCUGAUGCAUGUGGGGGCAAAAGAUGGCAAGGAGAUGGAGACAGGAACUCCGCCACCAGUUCCACCAGCAAUCUACACGUCCAGCACUGAGUGUUCCCCUGAAGGUGCUAGAGCCAAUGGUCAUGAGCUUCUUGUUGUGCCUUCAUCUUAUCUUUAUCCUAUGGACAUCACCUGGUCUGCUUUGAAAUGGUUUAUUAUAAACAACAGGAAGGACUUUGCCCUGAGGUCUACUGAGAGGACCCACUCCUAUAGGUGUAUCCUCUUCAGUGACUCGAUUGUUAAAGGAAUAGAGAAGAUGACCCCAAACAAAUGGAAGGUAGCAAUUAACAGAGUGAAGAGAUGGGAGAGCUACUACCUUGACACACUUUCUUAAAUGGUUAUUCCUGCAGUCAGGCUUCAAAUGUGUUUUGAUUGGUGUUGAGUGAGUUACCCCAUCCCAGCCCUUUCGAGCCCCUUCCUUCAAAGUGUGUAAACCAAAAAACUCAUCUUAAUAGCAUUAAUAAAAGAUAUACUUUAAAUCCAAAUGUUUCACUUUAGGUAUAUUCCAUGACUAGAUUUAUAUGAGCUACGCUUGCACCGGGAAGGGACAGUUAAUUUGCCUUACCACAAAAAUGGGCCAAAGUGUGCCUAGGAUCCAGUUUAUCCAGCCUUCUGCACAAAUUCCUCCAUUAUGGGAGCCACAACACUAUGCCUCAGAUGUAAAUGCCCUCAAUUUCAAGAGAGACUGGGCUGUGAAAUGAAUUCUGAAAGUCAAGCCUGUCUUUGAACCCAAUGGGAUAUCUGUUCCUGAGCAGGGAGCAUGCUGGCCCAGGACUGACAGAGUCCAUGGCUUAAAGAAGUCUGAAGAACUUAAUGGGAUUUUCCCAUCAUAUAUGCACUAACAUCUGAUACCAGCUCAGUAGUUCAUUACACUGAGUACCUUGCUUCCAACAGUGGUCUGCAGUAAACAUUUAAUUGACAGGUAAAAGAAAUUUUUCUAACAGGGAAGUUCCUUUCUGAAGCCUAACAUUUAGUAGUUGGUUCAGGCUUUAAAGCAUGAACAGUUCAGUCUCUCAGGAUAAAACACAGCACUCGUAAUUGGAGAUUUUCUUUAUCCGUGACACUGAUUACUGAGAUGUAAUGAUUUCUCAUGAAAUUGAGCUCAAAAGAUUAUUUAUGAGUGAUGCUGAGUAGUAUUUCUUAGCAGUUUUUUCAAGUUCACUGAACAUUUUCUCGUGUUUUAGAAAGUGGCUCCCAAUUUACAUUCUAUGUGUUGCUCAUUCCUGGGCAUGUGUUUAUUGUGUACUUUCUAGAGAACUAAGACCAUAAAAACAUAAAUAAGUUAUGAGACGAUUCACAGGUUCACUAAAACAUUUCAAUACACUGAGGCAAAUCUGUGCAGUUUUUCUCCUGUGUGCGGAAACCAUCUAAAUGAGCAUUGUAAUUUGGUGUGGCAGAGAUAUACCUAAAAAAGGGAGUCUCAUCUACCUUCAGAAGAAUCCAUGCAUGUAAUUCUCUAGAGCCAAGAUAUGAAUAUACAGAGAAAAAUAACCAUCUUUUCUCAGCUUCAUAUUCAUCAGCAAAAAUCUGCUUAUUUUUUACAGGUAUGGAUGCUGCAGAGAAUGAAAAAUUGGGUGCUUCAAAUGCAAGGAGGAAAGAAUGGGGAAAAAGGGGGAGAGAAUGGAAAGGGGCAGGAAAGUUUUUAUUGUCCUGGUACCAGGGCCCUGGACAUAAUUUCACAUUAGCUUGAAGCAGCAAUUGCUCCACUAUCAAUGAAUAUGAAGUGGUGUGAAAUCAGCAUGAGGAAAGAAAUAGGUCUGGUGCCUCUUUACCACAAGGACAGGCAGUAAUUGCACAGUAGCUUGGUUUUCUUAAGAAACAAAUGAUGCACACCCCAUUUUCCCAAUGACUGUUUACCUUCACCCGAUGACGCUGCACUGUCCUACACAGGGAGAAGUAACAGUGCGCUACAGUCAAAUCAGCACAAACCCAAUGACUUCACUGCUGUGUUCUGGAUUCAGGGGAAGAAGAACGAGACCAAACCUGAAUGGAGCAGAGUCCCGGGCUGCUGCCUCACCGCAGCUCAGCCUUACCGGUCUCUGCUGCCGUGGCUUGCGCAGCUGCAGGUUUAGGGCCACAUUGCAAUGCUUCUUCAUUGGUAGGGUGUGUCUUCUGCCACCCCGAAUUUGCAGUGGGGUCCAUGGGGACAGGCGCAGAAUCACCUGCUUUCCAGCCAUUUUAGCAACGAGGAAGUAUCAAAAGGAAGUAAUCUGUGUCACAGGAAUUCAUCAGUCUUCCCUGGCUUGUAUUCUUUGGUAAAACAAGGGUGAAGCCUCCAGGAAGGGUUUCACAGAAACAAGCAUGAGGAAAGAGAAGUGUUUGGUGCCACAUCUCCCAGAGAGUGAGGGAGAGACGUCCUUUUCCUGUAAAGGGCUGGGAAAGCCUCACUAAACACCUUCACUCUGGUGAAAACUUUUCUACCCAGUCCUAUUUAAUGUGUAUAGACGCAGGAAAAAGAACCAAGUCUGAAAUUGAAUGAACUUUGGUAUUUUAUAUAAAAUCCUCUGAGAUGAGUCCUCUUCUUUCUUCCUCCCUCCUCCUUUGCUGCUGCAUAAGGGUAAUUACAACCCAUGUUUUCUACAAAACGUUGUAACCCUUUGUACUGAAGAAAAAUAUUAUGGCUCAUGCAGUUCUGACUCAACUGGUAAUUUAGGAUGACAAGCAA
This is a messenger RNA of Tyto alba (common barn owl), 3207 nucleotides long. It is a transcript of the gene CUNH21orf140, whose product is annotated as chromosome unknown C21orf140 homolog. The record is from RefSeq and is a predicted model, not a curated record. NCBI's taxonomy places the organism in Eukaryota, Metazoa, Chordata, Aves, Strigiformes, Tytonidae.